This is a messenger RNA of Triticum turgidum subsp. durum (durum wheat), 1185 nucleotides long. The record is from the annotation of a GenBank genome assembly. Lineage: Eukaryota; Viridiplantae; Streptophyta; Magnoliopsida; Poales; Poaceae.
AUGUCCACUGCGGUCUGUGGGCGGUGUGAGAGCGAGAUUUCAAGGCGAGUCAACCAGCCAGUACGCCCCCUCCACGUGUACUCGCCUUAUCUCCCACCAGCCAGUGCGAUUGGCCAACUCCGCCUGUGUACUUUGCGGCGACGGCAACCGGCGAUGAAGCUCCUCGUGUCACCACCUCCGCCGUUGUUCCCCUCCUCCCCCUGCCGCCGUUCAGGCAAGGCUAUUAUCCAGAAGCAUUUCCAUGCGGUAGCAACACGAGAAUCUUGCAAUUGGGGGGAAGCCAACAGAACGGCGAUCUGCAGGGUUGCAGAGACCCAUGGCUCUGAACAAGUAAAGGGAAGGGAACCACUAAGGCGCGGCACGGUCAGUCCACGCCUCCCGGUGCCCGACCACAUCCGCCGACCGCCUUACGAUGGUACCGACCGUCUCCCAGAUGUAAAUCCUGAUCGGCAAAUGCAUGACCGUGAGAGCAUCAUUCAUAUGAGAGCCGCAUGCGAGCUUGCUGCCCGAGUUCUUCAGUAUGCAGGAACAAUGGUGAAGCCCUCCGUGACGACAGAUGAAAUCGACAGGGCAGUUCAUCAGAUGAUCAUUGAUGCUGGUGCCUACCCUUCUCCCCUUGGAUACGGCGGGUUCCCGAAGAGCGUCUGCAUGUCAGUGAAUGAGUGCAUCUGCCAUGGAAUUCCUGACUCACACGUACUACGGGAUGGGGAUAUCAUCAACAUUGAUGUUACUGUCUACUUAAAUGGAUAUCAUGGUGACACCUCAAGAACAUAUCUGUGUGGGGAGGUCGAUGAACCUACUAAGCAGCUUGUAAAGGUCACUGAAGAGUGCAUGCUGAGGGGCAUAUCAGCCUGCAAACAUGGUGUUAGCUUUAAGGCAAUUGGAGAGAGAAUAAGCGAACAUGUGAACAAGUACGGCUACAGCGUCGAUCCCUUCAUCGGGCACGGAGUUGGGACGAUCUUCCAUUCAGAACCCAUCAUAUGGCACACCUAUGAUUAUGAGCCAGGAUUCAUGGUCGCAGGCCAGACAUUCACAAUCGAGCCUACCCUGUCCAUGGGGAGCACACGGUGCGAGGUGUGGGACGACGGCUGGACCGCCAUCACGGUGGAUGGCAGCCUCAACGCGCAGUUCGAGCAUACGGUGCUGGUUACCGUCAACGGCGCAGAGAUUCUCACAAAGUGUUAA